AUGAAAAGUUCUACUCAACCAUAAAUUAUUGUCACUCCAAACCCUAAACAUUCAGUAACCGAAGAGGGUGAUGAAUUACCAAAUCCUAUGCUGGAUUCUAUUUUGUCACAAAAGUCUCAAUUAUCUUAUUCUGGUCCUGCAAAAUGCCUGAAAUUGAAAUUAAAUUUAAAUAGAAGUGAUUAAAGAAAAACUUCAAAUAAAUUCCUUUAGAUCAGAAGAGUACCUUCAGAAUCCAAAAAAGAAUCAUAUAAAAAUCAAUAUAAGUAAAUGGAUAGCUUGUUGCCAUUGUUAAAAUUAGUUUAGUUGAACUAAAAAUAAAAUAAAACUGAAUGUUUUAAUGGAGAGGAAGUGACAAUAGAUUAGAAGGUUUACUUUAUAAAAACAAAUGAGAUUUUAAACAUUUUUCAAAAAGCUGCUGAUGGAUUCACAAUAUCAUAUGAAGAGGUAGAAAACCCACAAGAGAAACAAAUGAAACAAAGUGUUUCGAUAUCAGAAAAAAUGAUGAAAUCUAUGAGAGCAAUUAAAUCAUUUCAGAAAGCCAAGAAUAAAAUCAAAUCGUUUAUCUUAGUUUCUGAUGUUUCUAAAUAUACUGAGGAAGAGGUUAAGCGUAAAUAACAAGCAGAUAAUAUGAAUUUAUUCUUUAGUGAUAAUACAUUUAUUUUAAAAAGUGAUCAUCAAUUAGGAGAGUAAAUAAUAAAAACUAAAUCUUCAUCUCCACAGAAAGAUAGGAUAGGUGAAUCACAGCAUUUUUAGUAAGAAAAAAAGAUCAUACAUUAAAAUAAAAGAUUACCAAGCAGGAUGUUUCACUUUAUAUAGAAUUCUAAAACAAUUUUAAUAAAUACUUCAUUUGUAGUUGGGAUAUUUUUACUAAUUCUAUUGUUGGCAUAUAUCAAAACCUUAAAUAACUAUCCAACUCAAAUGGAGGAUUUGUGAAUAAUGUUAUAUAUUAAUAUAUGUAUAAGCUUUGUUUAAAAGUAGAAUGACAUUUAUUUAAAUUAUUAAUAAAAUAACAUAAAUAGUUCGUUAAUUAUGAAUACUUUGAAUAGUAUGACAAAUCCUUAUAACAUGCCUUCUACACCAUAUGGUGGAAUCUUAGAUGCAGAUGGGUGCAGAAUGCUUGCUCGAAAGAUCUUCUCAACUUACGAUCGUAAACAAUUCUUUAAUGAUCUCAAUAGUUAGCAAUAAAGGAUACAUUGAUGUAGUCGAUAUUGGAUCGAUGUUUACAGAUGCAUAUCGAUCCUAAAAUAUUGUUACAAAGCCUAAAGUUAAUGAAACCAAUGGAUAUAUGAAAGCUAUUAACAGUAAAUUAUCUUUAUCAUAUCUCUUAGAAACUGCUUAAAAUCGAUUAACUUUGUAGGAUAUUGAAUAAUAUUGUUUAAGAAAAUUUUGCGGAACUUCCUAUCAAUUCAAGCAAUAAUAAUCAGUUAAUAAGUGAGAGUUUCUUCAUAAUUUUAGAUAACCAAAUUAUAUUGAAGAGCGUUUAUAAGUAGCGAGGACCUUAUUCAAGAAACUUGAUGCUGAUGGGUCAGGGUACAUCACAGAGGAUGAAGUCUAUGAAAUUAUCAGGGAAACCUACAGAUAAAUGGGUAUCUAUUGAAAGUCAAUUUAGGCAUGAAAUAUGAACCAACUGCUGAUGAUGUGAGAAGUUGGAUACAUAUGACUGAUUCUGAUGGAGAUGGAAAAGUUACUUUGGAAGAUUAUGAAAAUUUAGUUUUGAAAUCUUUGCAAUAACAAGCUAUCUCAUAUAAUUUAAGUUGA
Paramecium octaurelia is the source of this 1758-nucleotide messenger RNA. NCBI's taxonomy places the organism in Eukaryota, Ciliophora, Oligohymenophorea, Peniculida, Parameciidae. The record is from the annotation of a GenBank genome assembly.